CGAGUAGCGGAGUAGAGACGUGUGGAAGCGGGCGACGACGGCCCGGUGGCGGUGGAGAUCGGUGCGCGCGCUCGUGACGGAGAACCUCGUGCGUGCCAGUCGCGUUGCCGAGCUUAGUCGAGUCGGAGUUCGGAGUAGUUGCGUGCGCCGCGGUCGGUCGUGUGCAACAGUUCGUCCCGUUCGCCGACGUUGGUAUUCGUCGCGCGAGAGCGAUAGAACCGUGUAGAAAAAGGAAGAAGCGAGAGAAGAGGACGCGGUGGACGAAAAGUCAAAUCGUGGAAAGGAUCGAACUCGGUAACACCGCGAGGGGACACCGAACAUCGCUGGUCGUCGGAGAAGCGCCGUUCUCCGUGGCGCCAUACGUACGACCUCUCUCGCCCUCUCCGUCGAGAGUUUACACGGCCAGAUCCCGUCUCGUCGUGUGCGCCGGUUUCUCCCACUGCCCCUCCUCUCUGGAGGGUCUUUCUCCCUCCCCCUCCCUCCCUCCCACCCCACCGGUGUUUGCGCGCUCGCUCUCUCGUGCUGUAUACUUUAAACCGCGAAAGUACCGCUUCUGCGAGUGUUGCCCGCGCUCUAUCCCGAUUCCCGCGGGGGCCAGCGAUUUCAAGAAUGUGACAGUGCGUGUCCUCACGAUCGGACAGUUGGACGGACGUGGUGCGUCGGGCGAGGAGUGGACAGCGACGGAGGAACGGCGGCGAUGGAUGUCGGGAGCCGUCGUCGCGGCGUCGUGUCACGGUGAAAGAGCACAGCAGCGCGUGGAAACGAAGAGAUAGAAGAAGAAGAAGAAGAAGAAGAAGAAGAAGAAGAAGAAGAAGGGAGAAGAAAGACGGACGAUGCGAGCGGAAAAUGUCACUCGGUGAUACGCGCGCACGGAUGACGGGGAGUGAUCGACGGAGCGACGGUCACGAGUCUGAGGUUGUUAGAGUGUCGCCGCGGCGGCGGUGGUGGUGGUGGCAGCGACGGUCGUCGUCGUCGUCAUCGUCGCUACGUAGUGCCGCCGACGCGGUGGUGGUGCCGGCAUUGGCGACGGCACGGGCGCCGGGUCGCCGGGAACGACGUUAUCGCGUUUCUCCGCAGCCGGGGGCAUCGUCGAAAUCGGACUCCUUCUGCCGCACGACGACAACGUCGUCGUCGUCGUCGCGCUGCUUAUUGUCGCUGCGUCAACAGCUGGCGAGAGUCGCGGCGGCCGCCUCCUGAAGAGGGAUUUUUUUUUCACGACGCGACGUCGCGCCGGGAUAUACACACCGCGCGGUACCGUCUCUCGUAAAGUGCAUACGUAUAUCGUACACCUACACACAAACACACGCGCGCACACGUAUACGUCCGCCCGUCGGUGUGCCGGGUCGCGAGGUUAAGGCACCGCGUCGCCCUCGAUACGCGACGGCCGAGGAAAGUAAAGGCCGGGUGUCGUGCGUGCGCCGACCGAUUCGUUUCGUGCUCACCCUCUCUCGUCCCCCCCCCCUCCACCCCUCUUCUCACCACAUCGCCUUUUCCCCCUCCCUUCCGCCUGGGUCUCUUCUUUCUCCUCUCUCUCUCUGCCGUGUAUGUGACGGAUAAGAAGCGUAUACGACCAUCUAUCAGUAGCAGCGCGCUCGUCCGUCGGUGGUAAGCUUCGCCGGUGACGGUGUUGUGUGCGUGCGUGCGUACACGCGUACGUGCGUGCCGCGUGGUGCGUCUUAUAACGUCGUCGGACGACGACGUCCACUGGUAUCCGCGAUGCCGACAGUGGCUCGCGCACACGGCCGUCGUGCAGAUUGCCCGCGAGGAUACCGCGAGAUGUCCGUCGACGAUCUGAGCGAGGACACGUGAGCCGAAAAGCGUCGAGAGAGAGAGAGAGAGAGACCCGUUUUGGAGUACGCGAGUUACGAGAGAAGAGGACGAGAGGUAAAUGAGAGUUCAAGGUCAGCCGGCAGUGCUGUUGGACCCGAACUCGUUUACACGGCCAAAAAAACUUAUCCGGAGGAGAAGGCGGACCGUUCCUCGCCGUCGCUCGUUGGAAGUCGGAAAUAUCACCGGCGGAGAAACGCACACGCCGCUACACUUGGUCGCCAGCCGGUCGGCGAGAGGACAGAAGAGAGAGAAAGAGAGAGAGAGAUAGAGAAGAAUCGGAGCUCCGCCCCCUCCCUCCGUUGUGGACUGUCACACUAUUUCGGGACCGUGAUCCAAAGUGCGCGCGGGCACAAAUAAGUAUACACGCGAGCGUCGCGACUGUGUUGUGUAUGUGUGUGUAUGUGAGAGAGCGAGGGCUCCAUCGUCUGUGAUUUUUCUUGUGCGCCGGAGAGGUGUUUUCCGUUGACAGUGCGUAUUUGAUGCUCGCUGAAGGGAAGAAAGGAGAAGAAGAAGCAGAAGAGAAGAAGAAGAAGAAGAGGAGGAAGGAGACCUCGCGGAGAAGGGUGCUCGAAGAGGAAGGUCGCGGCAGGCGCUUGCGACCGACCGCGUGCGCGCGCGUGAGGGUGUGUGUGAUCCAGUCCCCCCGGCCGUUGGGGUCUCCUAUUGUUUUCCUACGGCGGCUACGUUGAAAAGGACUGGCCACCAAAUGCGCGUACCGCAAAUCCUGUUUCAUGUUGAUGUUCUGGAGCAAACGGACGGUGCUCACUAGACGUCUGCUAAAGGCCAAGGUCCGUGGGGAGCAUGAAACCGAGUGUGAAGCUCAAGAGGAUUCAUCGUCACGUACGUUUCAUCGCACGAGCAGCAGCAACGCGAGCGGCGCCGCCGCCGGCUACGACAACACGGGCAGUAACAACAACAAAGCGACGACGACGGGCCGACAAGUGAGCAGGGUGACGGCGCGAGGACCAACGUUGUCGGGGAGCGGCGCGGGGGCAGGAGGAGGUGGAGCGGUGGUCUACGGGGGACGCAACACCGCGGCCAGCAGGCUGCAUCAGGGCUGUUGCGGCGGCGACACGAGUCAGGAUGACGAUGAGCAGCAGCAGCAGCAGCAACAGCAGCAGCAGCAGCAGCAGCAGCAGGAUCCCGGUCGGUUGCUGAGGUGCAAGGAACUCCUCAAGUCGCUCAAGGAGAAUCAACUGGAGAUGCUGCUGACCGCCGUCGAGAGUUACGGCGCCGACCUGAGCUCGUGCGUUCUCGUGCCGCGUCAGGUCGAGGACUAUUCGUACGAUCAGCAGCACGAGCAGCAGCAAUAUCACGGCAGCAGGCCGCAUCGUCAUCAUACCCGUUUUCAUCAGCGCCGUUAUCGUCAGUAUCGGCACCACCGCUCCAACAGACAUCAUCGCUCGUCCUCCGUCGAGGACGACCAGGAGAGCUGCUGCUCCGCGUCGGAAGAUUCCUCGUCCGCGUCGCCGAUGAGAUCGGCGAGAAACGGUAGCGGUGCCGUCGUGCCGAUGAGAGGAUCAGCGGUCGAGAGGAGCACCGGCGCGCCGUGCGACCCGCACCUGCUCUGUUGCCAGAUCUGGCGGUGGCCGGAUCUCGAGCACUCCUCGGAGCUCAAGAGACUACCUAUAUGUCAUUCCGCUAAAGAUCCCGUAUACAUAUGCUGCAACCCUUAUCACUGGAGCCGACUCUGCAGACCCGAGUCGCCACCACCCCCGUAUUGCCUUAUCGCCGAUAGACUGAGACCCGAAGAUUGUGCGCCCAGUGAAGGGGAUCAACGUCGGUGCAGAAACAGCACGCCCCUGCCACUUCCCGGCUCGCUUACCACCAACGGAGAAGGUGAGACAGGACAGAGGGAAUGGUGCACCCUGGCGUACUGGGAAUUGGGCGGCCGAGUUGGCCGUUUGUAUCCCGUGGAACCAUCGACGGUGAACGUCUUCGACUCUCUUCACGACGGCGACGGUCUCUGUUUAGCGACUCUGGUUGAAAAUCACAAUGCGCCGCCCGCGGUCCAGCGUACGCGCAGCAAAAUCGGCCUUGGGUUAACGCUCAGUCAGGAAGCGGACGGUGUAUGGGCGUAUAAUCGGUCGGAGAGCCCAAUCUUCGUGAAUUCGCCCACCCUGGACGAUCCGGAAUCGAGGACGUUGCUGGUUUACCGGGUGCCACCGGGUUUCUGUCUCAACAUCUUUGAUCGCGCCAAGAUCAUGCAGCUUCCAUACGGCGGUGGCGGCGGUCAGGCCGCUGGUUUUACCGCCUCCGGCCCCGUCGACAUUAACUCCGUCCGCAUCAGCUUCGCCAAAGGCUGGGGACCCAAGUAUUCGCGACAGGAAGUCACUUCCUGUCCGUGCUGGCUCGAGGUGCUCCUGGCGCCGUGUAGGUGAUCAUCCCCAAGGCUGGCCAGGCCGAAGAGGAUCGUCAAGUCCCGUUUUCAACUCACGCCUCUUGCUCCUCGUCGUCAUCGUCAUCGUCGUCGUCGUUGUUCUCGGGGAGGAUCGGUGAUAAUGAUGCGGCGACCGUAGCCUUUAGCUCCGUCCUAGCGAGAGCUGUGUUAAUAAUAAAUAAAAAGAACACGUGUGUGUGCGUCGGGGGCGAUCCCCAGCGGCGCGUGCCGGGGUCGUCCCAGCAACCCCAGCAGUCUUACCAAAGUACACGCCGUUAAAAUAAUACGUUUAGGAACAACGUCGCGUUCCACUUUCGUCAAUAGAAUGAGAGACGGAAACGAACGAGAUCGUUCGCGAGCGUGUUCAUCGAGCGCGUAUGAACGGAGAGAUUCACAUCGAGACUUACACGAAUGGGACUUAGGAUCAUUAUGAAGCAUGCGUUUGAUUCGUAGUUCUUCUUUUUUAAUUUUAUUCUCUGAUCGCUUAGACGUCGAUGCUAUUCUCGAGAUUUGUGUGAGAAUUUCCGACAGAGGGAAGCGCAGAGAGUCGGGCUUCCGGUAGGUCUAGUCACUUGCGUUUAUGGUCUACGCGCGCCAGCUCGCGAAUUCGCGCGCGUGGAUUUUGAAUUCAACAUGGCAGGGAAAAUUCUUAGUCUCGUAAAGAUGAAGCAUGAAGCAAAGAGUAACAUCGACGAAACAGAGAGGAUAAAUAGUACGUAGAUAGAGAGUAUCUAUUUCAUGAUCGCUCUUUGAAAAAUAUUUUUUGGAUAAUCACUUUUGUCAGUUGUUUAAAAAUAUUCAGAGAACAGCGAGAAUUUAUUGGCAUUUAAC
This is a messenger RNA of Mycetomoellerius zeteki, 5041 nucleotides long. RefSeq names its product Daughters against dpp (gene Dad). Gene Ontology annotation, cellular component: heteromeric SMAD protein complex. NCBI's taxonomy places the organism in Eukaryota, Metazoa, Arthropoda, Insecta, Hymenoptera, Formicidae. Gene Ontology annotation, molecular function: I-SMAD binding; transcription regulator inhibitor activity. The transcript is spliced from 5 exons. The record is from RefSeq and is a predicted model, not a curated record. Bases 2562 to 4211 code for a protein of 549 amino acids. Gene Ontology annotation, biological process: SMAD protein signal transduction; regulation of transcription by RNA polymerase II; anatomical structure morphogenesis.